AUGGGUCUUAAUCAUCGUAAAAAAAGCCCUAUCCCAUCGGCCAAACCAGUCCAAAAUAACCAAAUAAACAUUGACGAUGAUUCUAAAAAUAAAUAUAUAAAGAAAAAAAGCAGUUAUGAUUAUUUAGCCACCAAGUAUUUGUUGCAAUCACCACCUGAUUCUCAAUCGACCUAUAACCUCUAUUGUGGCAUUGUCACCUUAAUUGCCUUUAUUGCAAGAUUUUACCUGAUUAAUUAUCCCAAAGAAGUUGUCUUUGAUGAAGUUCAUUUUGGUAAAUUUGCUUCCUACUAUUUGGAAAGAACUUAUUUUUUUGAUUUACAUCCUCCAUUUGCCAAGAUGUUAAUUGCCUUUAUAGGUUACAUUUUGGGUUAUGACGGAAAAUUCAAAUUUGAUGAAAUUGGUAUGAGUUACGAUACCAAUCCGGCUCCAUAUAUUGCUUACCGUUCAUUAAAUGCUAUUAUGGGUACUUUAACUGUGACCUUUAUGUUUAACACUUUGAAAGAAUUGAAUUUCAAAGCAAUUACAUGCGCGUUAGGUGCAUUUUUAGUGGCUGUGGAUAACGCUCAUGUUACAGAAACCAGAUUAAUCUUAUUAGAUGCAACUUUGAUUUUUUCUAUUGCAAGUUCAAUCUAUUGUUUUGUUCGUUUUUACAAAGAACAACUAAGGGAAGCUUUCACUAAAGCUUGGUUCUUGUGGUUGUAUUUAACCGGUAUUUCUUUAUCAUUUGUUACUUCCACUAAAUACGUCGGUAUUCUAACCUUUGCCACAAUAGGUAUUGCUAUAGUUUUUAAUUUAUGGCAGUUGUUUGAUAUUAAAGCUGGUUUAACUUUAAAGGAAUUUUCAAAACACUUUUUGAUUAGACUACACGCUUUGAUUGUUGUUCCAUUUAUUAUCUACUUGUUUUGGUUUUAUGUUCAUUUCUCAAUAUUAACAAAAUCCGGCCCAGGUGAUGAAUUCAUGAGCCCAGAAUUCCAAGAAACUCUAGGCGAAUCUCCAUUAGCAAGGGAUUCAAGGGAUUUGAACUAUUUUGAUGUCAUUACUCUUAAACAUUUAAGUACGGAUGCGUUUUUACAUUCCCACUUAGCUAAUUACCCAUUACGUUAUGAGGAUGGUCGUAUCUCGUCACAAGGUCAACAAGUUACUGGUUAUAGUUUUGAAGAUGUAAACAAUGAGUGGGAGGUCGUCCCAACAAAGGAACUACCAGCUAAACUGGGUCAACCAGUUGCAUUUAACGAUGUAAUUAGACUAAGACAUAUUGCCACUAACACAUAUUUGUUGGGACACGAUGUUGCUUCUCCAUUGUAUCCUACCAAUGAGGAAAUUACCACCGUUCCUCCAGAAAGCGCUAAUGGCGAGAAUUUCCAAGAGACUUUGUUCCGGUUAGAACCAUUGAAUAAAAAUGAAGAAGGUACUCCUAUCAGAACAAAAGCAUCAAGAUUUAGAGUUAUUCACGUAGACACUAACGUUGCCUUAUGGACACAUAACGAUGUUUUAUUACCUGAUUGGGGUUUCGACCAACAGGAAGUCAAUGGAAAUAAAAAAAUCACAGAUCCUGAAAAUACUUGGUUCUUUGAUCAAAUAAUCAACAUACCACCUGAAAGAGAUGUUUCGAUUAAAAAGACUAUAAAGCCAAUGAACUUUUUCCGUAAAUGGUGGGAAGCCCAAACUAAAAUGUUCUACCAUAACAACCACUUAACUUCAGAGCAUCCAUUUGCCUCUGAUCCACAAUCAUGGCCAGGUUCUUUGUCGGGUGUUUCAUUCUGGAAUAAAGAUCAAGAAAGGAAACAAAUUUACUUCAUUGGUAAUAUCAUUGGCUGGUGGGCCGAAAUUGCUACAUUGUCUUUGUUCUGUGGUAUUGUUCUCGCAGAUGUCCUCACCAGACGCCGUUCAGUUUAUACUCUGGGCAAAAUUCCAAGAGCUAGACUUUAUGGUCCAUUAAUGUUUUUAUUCAUUGGCUGGUCCUGCCAUUUUUUGCCAUUUUUUUUGAUGAGUCGUCAAAAGUUUUUACAUCAUUAUUUACCAGCACAUAUGAUUGCUGCUAUGUUUACUGCUGCUUUAAUUGAAUGGGGUUUCACUAAUAAUAAAUCUUUAGAUAGCUCAAAGGAUGAAGAGUUACCAGAGGUACCAUAUGAAGAACACCCAGCAAUCAAAGUGAAAAAGUUGACUUUUGUUUUUGUGAUUUUGGCACUUGCUGUAUUUGCCUUUUUUAUAUAUUUUUCACCUUUAGUUUAUGGUAAUGUUAGCUUAACUCCAGCUGAAGCUAAGGCAAGACAAUGGUUGAACAUUGAAUUACAUUUCACAAAAUAA
Messenger RNA from Saccharomycodes ludwigii, 2307 nucleotides. RefSeq names its product dolichyl-phosphate-mannose-protein mannosyltransferase (gene PMT4). The transcript has a single exon. Gene Ontology annotation, cellular component: endoplasmic reticulum; membrane. The record is from RefSeq and is a predicted model, not a curated record. Lineage: Eukaryota; Fungi; Ascomycota; Saccharomycetes; Saccharomycodales; Saccharomycodaceae. Gene Ontology annotation, biological process: protein O-linked glycosylation via mannose. Bases 1 to 2307 code for a protein of 768 amino acids. Gene Ontology annotation, molecular function: dolichyl-phosphate-mannose-protein mannosyltransferase activity.